This is a messenger RNA of Quercus robur (English oak), 4866 nucleotides long. Its product is annotated as pentatricopeptide repeat-containing protein At4g39952, mitochondrial. The record is from RefSeq and is a predicted model, not a curated record. Lineage: Eukaryota; Viridiplantae; Streptophyta; Magnoliopsida; Fagales; Fagaceae. Gene Ontology annotation, biological process: RNA modification. The transcript is spliced from 6 exons. Bases 26 to 2359 code for a protein of 777 amino acids. Gene Ontology annotation, molecular function: RNA binding; protein binding.
GCAGCAUAGUCGUUAGAGAGCUCCCAUGCUGUGUCUAAAACCCACCCACCUUUUCAAACGCUUUCCCUCCUCUCUUCUAUUCUCUACAUAUUCAACUUCCAACUACCUUCACUAUCACCUCAACUACUUCCUCUCUAACCAAACCUCAACGCUGCAAUCUCUCCUCCAAUCUCAUGCUCUCAUCAUCGCCAGUGGCAACUCAAACAACCUGUUCAUAGCCUCAAAGCUUAUCUCUCUCUAUUCCUCUCUCAACAAACCCACUUCUUCCACCAAAGUGUUUGACUCGGUGCCCCCCAAAGACACAUUUCUUUGGAACUCUGUAAUCAAAUCCCACUUCUCUAAUGGCAAUUACUCUCAAGCCCUUGAAUUUCAUCUCCAAAUGCGAGCAGUUGAUACCCCACUCGACCAAUUUACCAUUCCAAUGGUUGUUUCUACUUGCGCUGAGGUGAUGUUGCUAGACCAUGGCAAGAACAUUCAUGGGUUGGUUUUGAAACUUGGGCUCUUUGCGGGGAAUUCCGCGGUUGGGUCUUCAUUUGUGUAUAUGUAUGUCAAGUGUGCUCAAAUGGAUGAUGCAUAUCUUAUGUUUGAUGAAAUGUGUGUUAGAGACGUGGUUGCUUGGACCGCACUUGUGAUUGGGUAUGUGCAGAAUAAUGAGAGUGAGAAGGGUUUGGAGUGUCUUUGUGAGAUGCAUAGGGUGGGUGGGGAUGGUGAGAGACCAACUUUUAGAACAUUAGAAGGUGGGUUUCAAGCUUGUGGGAACCUGGGUGCUUUAGUUGAAGGUAGAUGCUUACAUGGUUUAAUGGUAAAAACCGGAAUUGGGUGUUCACAAGUUGUUCAAUCUUCGCUUUUGUCCAUGUAUUCCAAGUGUGGGAUCCCUGGAGAAGCUUACCAUUCUUUUUGUGAAGUAACUAAUAAAGAUCUUCUCUCAUGGACAUCACUCAUUGGUAUUUAUUCAAGAUUUGGGCUUAUGGCUGAGGGCUUGAGUUUGUUUUUGGAAAUGCAGGAGAAUGAAAUAUACCCAGAUGGAAUAGUUAUCAGUUCCAUACUUUUGGGAUUUGGUAAUUCCAUGAUUGUCUCUGAAGGAAAAGCCUUUCAUGGAUUAAUCAUAAGGCAGCAUUAUGUGUUGGAUAUGAUGGUUCAUAAUGCAUUAUUGUCCAUGUAUUGCAAGUUUGGAUUAUUAUCUCUUGCAGAGAAGCUCUUUCGUAGAGUACCUGAAGCAAACAAAGAUUCUUGGAACAAUAUGAUUUUUGGCUAUGGUAAGGCAGGGCUGGAAGCUAAGUGCAUAGAAUUGUUUAGAGAGAUGCAAUGGAUUGGCAUUGAACCAGAUUCAAAUAGCUUGGUCUCUAUGGUUUCUUCAUGUUCCCAACUGGUAGCAACCUAUCUUGGCCGUUCACUUCACUGCUACAUAAUUAAACAUUCAAUGGAUGAAAAUGUCAUGGUAGUUAGUUCACUCAUGGACAUGUAUGUGAAAGCUGGCAAUUUGAAUAUUGCAUGGAAAAUAUUUUGUGGGACACAGAGGGAUAUCAUAACAUGGAACACAUUGAUCUCAUCUUAUACUUACUGUGGGCACUAUGCAGAGGCUGUAGCCCUAUUUGAAGAAAUGAUUUCAGAAAACUUGCAACCCAACUCAGCAACAUUGGUAAUAGUGCUUUCGGCUUGUUCUCAUCUUGCAUCUCUUGAGAAAGGAGAAAGGGUUCACCGUUACAUUAAAGAAAGAGGGAUUGAGUCUAAUAUUUCUCUGGCCACUGCAUUGGUUGAUAUGUAUGCAAAAUGUGGGCAACUUGAAAAAGCAAGAAAAUUGUUCGACACAAUGAAAGAGAGGGAUGUUAUAUCUUGGAAUGUGAUAAUCUCAGGUUAUGGAAUGCAUGGUCAUGCAAAAUCUGCUAUUGAGAUAUUUCAGCAGAUGGAGAAAUCAAAUGUUAAACCAAAUGGACUCACUUUCCUUGCUCUUCUUUCAGCCUGUACUCAUGCUGGGCUCGUCAAAGAAGGGAAGUGUCUAUUUAAUAGAAUGCAAGACUAUUCCAUAAAACCCAACUUGAAGCAUUAUUCCUGUAUGAUAGAUCUUCUAGGAAGGUCAGGUAAUCUACAAGAAGCUGAAGCAUUGGUCCUUUCAAUGCCAUUUGCUCCUGACGGUGGGGUGUGGGGUGCUUUGUUAAGUGCUUGUAAAACUCACAAUGAAAUUGAGACUGGUGUAAGGAUUGCAAAGUAUGCUAUUGAGACUGACCCAGAAAAUGACGGGUACUAUAUAAUGAUGUGCAACAUGUAUAAUUCUGUUGGGAGGUGGGAGGAGGCUGAAAGGGUAAGAGAAAUGAUGAAUGAAAGGAAUGUGGCAAAGAGAGCUGGUUGGAGUACACUCUAGGUUAUAUGAAUUUCCUUAGAUUCUUGUUGGGGUAUCUCUCUUACCCUUGGACUUGAUAGUUAUAUAAUUAUAUAAGGAACUUUAGGAUCCACCUCAAUUCUGAAAGCCAACAACAGAAAUGAAAUAGGUCAAUGUACAAGGAGCCUGAAUUUUGCUUCAAUUCAGAAUGUGGCUAGCAUUGCUGUUGCACUACUGUGGCUCACUGGAAAGCCAACUUUUUCAGUCAAGCAAGCAAUUUGAAUAAAGACCAUGAGAGGGAUGAUGGGUUCAACAUAUGCCAACACUUCUGCAUUAAAUGUGGCCUGGUCCAGGAAGCAGGUGCCUUAAGUGCUUCAUUAGCACACCCUUGAAAAUUUUGUAAUAAUAUAGAAUCUAUAUUCAAUAGUUUAGGGGGAAAACUAUAGAUUUUCCUUGACUUAUUUUCUCCAUAUCGACCAAAAAAACUUACACCCUCCAUUGUCUUUCCCAGAUUAUCAAUUUGGUUUGUAGAAUUGUAUUCAAAAGUGAGUAAACAAAAAAAAAAAAGUGAGUAAGCUGUUUGCGACUAUAGUAGGUGUGGUCAUUUUCCAUUGAAGGAUUGUGGUGUCUUGUGUCAAAAAAGAAGAUGAAUUUGAUCUUUUUGGGUUUGCGUAUAAGGAAUGCUAAGGAGAGAAUGUUAUGUGGAAAUCGAAUAAAUUAUGUGGCGGUUCAGGGCAAAGAUCCAAACUCUAGUCUGUAGUCAUCAAAGCAAUGGAAUAAAUAUUUUCCCCUGAUGUAUGCUUUUCUGUUGUCUUGGCCUCUAAUUGACGCAUUAAUUUUCAGUCUUUUAUUUGGAGAUUACAAAUGAGACCAGUAAACCACUCUACUUCAUGCUACUAACAUUCUUGUCAAAAAAGGCAAACUGGAAUAAAUUUCUAAAUUUUUGGGUGUUGUAUUUCAUAACAUAUGCAUUCCUCUUGUUGCUUGUAUGAUUUUAACAGAAGCUUAACCUUUGCUUACAGUGGAACCUACUCCAUCAAUGAUAUCUAGAACUACCUCGUAGCUCUUUUAGAAACAUUAGAUACUUCAUUUCCUACUGUGCUCCAAAACCUGACAAUAUUCUGAUUAUUGUUGCUCUCUUUUUGCAACCAGCGGUGUAAAUUAUCGAGGAGACCAAAGAUAGUUCAGAAGUUUAUCAAAUUGAGUUCCUUCUUGCUUCCUACAGUUUUUACCAAUAGAUGCAGUGGUUACUUGAUGUUACUAACCAGCAGGAGAAAAACAUUGAAUAUCAUUCUCAAUAUUAGUUUGAGGAAAGUGACCUUAAUCAGUCAAGCAAGCAAUUUGAAUAGAGACUAUGAGAGGGAUGGUGCGUUCAACAUAUGCUGAAUUUUCUAUGAUAAAUGUGGCCUGGUCCAGGAAGCAGAUAACCCAUUUGGUUUGUAGUCAAAAGUGAGUAAGCUGUUUGUGACUAUAGGAGGUGUUGUCAUUUUCCAUUCAAGGAUUGUGGUGUUUUGUGGCAAAAAAGAAGAUGAUUUUGAUCUUUUUGGGUUUGAGUACAAGGAAUGCCAAGGAGAGAAUGUUAUGUGGAAAUCGAAUAAAUUAUGUGGCUGUUCAAGGAAAAGAUCCAAACCCUAGUCUUUAGUCAUCACUGCAAUUGAUUGCAAUUGUUACUAAGUGGAGUUUCUGACAACUUGAGGAAAGCAAGUCAAAAUUGUUGAUGUGGGACAUAUAUGACUUUUCUCUACCCAUUAAGAUUAGUUGUUAAUCUAUCAAGAUAAGAUUCACUAUGUUGAGAUCAGUUAUUGACCUUCAAUUAUUUUAUGUUUUUUAAGCAAUUUAUGUAUCCCUGGAUAUAUUUUGUAACUUUAGUUGUCUACAAAUGAAUAAUGUUUGCAGUAAUACUUUACCCUGAUGUGUGCUUUUCUGUUGUUUUAGCCUCUAAUUGAAAUAUUUAUUUUCAGUCUGGUAUUUGGAGAUUCCAAAUGAGACCAGGAACCUACUUCGUCUUGCUAACAUUCUUGUCAAAUAAAACAAAGUGGAAUUAAUUUCUACAUUUUUGGGUGCUGCAUUCCAUAACAUACGCAUUCCUCUCGUUGCUUGUAUGAUUUUAACAGAAGCUUAACCUUUGCUUACAGUGGAACCUACUUCAUCAAUAAUAUCUAGAACUACCUCAUAUCUCUUUUAGAAACAAUAGGUACUUUCCAUUUCCUACUAUGCUCCCAAACUGACAAUAUUCUGAUUAUUAUUGCUCUCUUUUUUGCAACCAGCAGUGUGAAAUAUCAAGGAAAGCAAAGAUAGGUCAGCAGUUUAUCAAAUGGAGGUCCUUCUUGCUUCCUACAGUUUUUAACAAUAGAUGCAGUAGUGGUUAAUUGAUGUUACUAACCAGCUGGAAAAAAGCAUUGAAUAUCAUUCUCAAUAAUAGUUUGAGGUGAGUUGUUUCCAUGGUCCAUGUUAUAACUGUGUAUUUGUUGUUGUUGGUGUAAUAAUUUAAUUUUUGAUUUUGAUGGAGUAUUGUUGGAUAAUAUUGAGCAUAGAAAAUAAUGAAGCCA